CCUUCCCAUUUUAAGACACAACUCCAACAAGGCAUUGUUUGGUUUGGUUUGGUUACUUGAAAAUCUCGAAUCGCUUAAUUUUGAUUUAGUUUUCCACCGCAACGCGGAACCUCUUUCUCGAACUGGCUAACUCUCAGGCAAGUGGCUCGGACGCUGAUUCCAGCAACACGCGGCUGGUGGUUGCACUGUAUGACGCCCUAAACUCCGGCGACUCCAACGCCGUCGUCAAGAUCGUCGCCGCCGAUCUCGAGUGGUGGUUCCAUGGUCCGCCCUCUCACCAGUUUUUGAUGCGCAUGCUCACCGGCGACUCCGCCGCCGACAACUCCUUCCGAUUCGUUCCGCAGUCCAUCGCCGCCUUCGGCUCCACCGUCAUCGUCGAGGGCUGCGACUCCGCCCGCAACAUUGCCUGGGUCCACGCCUGGACCGUCACUGAUGGGAUGAUCACUCAAAUCAGAGAGUACUUCAACACCGCCCUCACCGUCACUCGCAUCCACGAUUCCGGCGAGAUUGUUCCGGCCAGAUCCGGCGCCGGCCGUUUGCCCUGCGUCUGGGAGAGCAGCGUCUCCGGUCGGGUCGGGAAAUCCGUCCCCGGUUUGGUUCUCGCAAUAUAAAAUAUAAAAUAAGUAAUUAGGGAAGGACGAGGUCACGUGUUGCCGUUGCUAUAAUAAUUAAAUAAGGGACUUGUGCACGUGGCGGUGACUGGAUCGAUCGGUUUCAGGGAACAUUGAUACUUUGUGUUAGUAUUGGAGGUUAGGGAGAUGUGAGAGCUUUGUUGUUAUUGGUGUGGUUUGUUUUGUUUGCUUGUGUGUUUUUCACCACUAUGGGCGUAUUCAGGUGGUUGUAUCUUUCUUUUGUUAUUUGGAGUGUUGAUGAUGAUGCAAUAAGAAUAUCUAUGGACUAUGCUUUUAAGAGUUGGGUUGUGAU
This is a messenger RNA of Glycine soja, 924 nucleotides long. Its product is annotated as senescence associated gene 20-like. The transcript has a single exon. The record is from RefSeq and is a predicted model, not a curated record. The coding region runs from base 288 to 611 and encodes 107 amino acids. NCBI's taxonomy places the organism in Eukaryota, Viridiplantae, Streptophyta, Magnoliopsida, Fabales, Fabaceae.